UUAAUACAGAGGAUUUCUGUGUAUAUAUAUUCACAAACAUAAAUUCACACUGUUAAUAUCUGGUAUGUGGCUGAGUGGAUUAAUAUGAACUACUUAAUACUGAAAAUACUACUUUAUACUUAAUACUACUUCUCGAAAGCUGAAAAAAUCUCUAUGUUGAAGCAAGGGGAAUACCUUCUGUACUGGGUUCAGUUCAGUAACAAAUCCUAGAGCUCAGAAAGUGGGGGCUUAUUUAAUAUCAUGCACUAUUUUAAAAAAAAAGUAGAUGUACAGUAUGUGUAGAGUAAGGGAAAGGAAAGGAAAAGUGAAAAUCUGUUCACACAGUAUUCCACAAAGAAUAUUAAAGUUGUGGAAGACGCUGUAAAAGACAAUUAUUGUAAUUAUUGGUUAUUUCUGAUUUCUGACAGAUUUACACGUAUACUGCACACUCGUCGUUUUGGAGACUUAUUUACAUGGCAUUUACAAAUAGUGUGUUAUGAUGUGGGAACGGUAUAUAUGUACUGUAGAACACAUUGCUUUCAAAGACUUCACCUCGCAUCUUUAAAUACAUUUCACGAGCUGUAAAGCUGCAACCAAUAAUUAUGUUUGGACAGACUACAACUCAAUAGCAAUAAGCGAGGUUCAGUAUUCAAUAUUCUUCAAGUAAUAGAGAGAAAAAAAUAUUUUUAAACGUAGAUGACUAACUUAAAUAUGAGACUCCUAAUGACUUCGAGCCUGGGAUAUACAGUAGUAUUGCCACUUUCACAGGGCUACUCGAGGGUUUUUCGCUCGCUGCAAGAGUAUUUAAUCUUGCUUUCCUACGGACAAAGAGCUCAAACAAUGCAAACAACACAAAAUGGUAUUUGUCCUCCACAGCACCCAGCAAAAACCGAGAACCAGUUGCACCGGUCGGUGGCAACCAGUGGCGUCUUACAAAAGUCACGUCUGGGGUGAUUUCGGACAUGAUGGGUCCAAGCAAUGAAUUAGAAAGGCUCCGUCUGACAAUCGGAGCACACCAAUCACAGAUGACAAUCUCAGAAAGACGAAUAUGGUGUCGCCCAAUCACAGGAAAAGGCAAAGGGGUGGUCCUUUUCAAUAUAGUGGCGUGCACUAGAGAGGAAGUGGGAGAAUUGGCUGGGGAUGGAGUUGCUUUUCGGCGGUCUGUGAUAGGUUGGUUGGGGUAUAGGUAUAAACGUAGCUGUGAAAAAGGAUACAUUAAGAAAAAUUCUUGGCCUGCUGCACCCUGUCACAGGGACAGAGAUGUCAAAUAGUGUGUCCUGCUGGAUCCUGCAGUGUGUGAAGAGUCGUGCCGUCUACCUCCGUGGUCAGCGCAGACUGUGUUCCACAUGUUGCUGCCCUGACCACACUGCAGGCAGAUGGAGAAGAAGAAGCCUGCUGAGCUGCUUCUCGCAGAAGGACGCCAAACGUGGCAUCUUCAACUCACGCCAUUCCGUCCGGAACUCGUCCACCCAGGAGGUGCUUCAGUUCCAGCUCUCUCCAGUGCAGAUCAACAACGUCCUCCGAGCCAACGAACAGUCUACCCGAAUCCCCGAAUUUGAUGGGAAGGGUGUCAGCUCAGUGCUCAGAUUUGAAAGUAACCAGCUCCCCGCCAACUCUCCCAUUGAAGACCGCCGUAGUGCCGCCACCUGCCUGCAGACCAAGGGAAUGAUGUUUGGGGUCUUUGACGGCCACGGCGGUUACUCCUGCGCACAAGCGGUAAGCGAGCGGCUCCUGUACUACAUUGCUGUGGCCCUCAUGUCGGAGAAGGACCUCCAGGAGAUCGAGAGCGCUAUGGAGAACCUGAAGCCAGUACUGCCCAUUCUGCAGUGGUACAAGCACCCCAAUGAUCAUAAUUACAGGGAUUCUGCUUCUCUCUACGUAGACCACCUCAGGGUCUUCUGGCAGGAGCUUCUAAGUAAUGAUCAUGGUGAGGGCCUUGGCACAAAAGAUGCCUUGGAGUAUGCCUUCAAGAGGCUGGACUCUGAUAUUUCCCUGGAAGCGCAGGUGCCACUGGACAAUGACCUGAUGAAGAACACCGCCAUCCAGGUGGCGUUUGCUGGCUCCACCGCCUGUGUGGCUCACGUGGACGCUGAAGGCAUACAUGUGGCCAAUACAGGGGACAGUCGGGCCGUCCUGGGGGUCCAAGAGGAAGAUGGAAGCUGGUCUUCCCUCCCGCUUUCCUACGAUCACAACGCCCUCAACGAAGCCGAGCUAGCGCGGGUGAGAUCGCAGCACCCCAAGUCGGAAGAGAACUCUGUGGUGAUGGAUGACAGGCUACUAGGUCUCCUGAUGCCUUUCAGGGCUUUUGGGGACGUCCGGUUCAAAUGGAGUAAAGAUCUUCAGGAGAGCAUCUUGGAAAAUGGCUAUGAUCUGGAAUCCCUCAAUAUCUACCAUUACACACCGCCUAAUUAUCUCACACCUCCGUACUUGGAAGUGACACCGGAGGUCCUGUACCACCGAUUGAGGCCCAAAGACAAAUUUCUCAUCUUGGCCUCCGACGGCCUGUGGGACAUGAUGAGUAGCGAUGAAGCGGUGAAGCUGGUGGCUGAGCACUUAACGGGGGUCCAGUUCCAGGAGCGGGUGGCAGUCGGUGACCGGCAGAUAAACCUGGGGCAGAUGCAGAGCCUGCUGCUGAAACGCAGGGCCAAGGCCGUCCCCUCGCUCGAUCUCAACGCCGCCACGCGCCUCAUCCGCCAUGCCGUCGGCACCAAUGAGUACGGGGAAAUGGACCAGGAGCGGCUGGCAACCAUCCUGAGCCUGCCCGAAGACCUGGCCAGAAUGUACAGGGACGACAUCACCGUUACAGUCGUUUACUUUAACUCCGACCUCUUCAAGCGGCACGAGGGUCACGGCAGCUGAGCUUCUCCUGGGUCAUUUUUGCUGGCUGUUCGAUAGAUGGGAAUUCCCUAGAUUUAAUGGGGCCUGUAGUAACAAGAUGUCUUUGUUUUUACUUGGUUUUGGGAGAUUGGGUGUUUGUCAUAGAUGGUCCUGAGAUUCUUGCCUGUCAUAAUUUUACAGUUAUUUUUUUUUUUUACUCCUGCAGUGGUACCCGUGCAGUUUUCUAUUAACGGUCUUCAGGCCUCUUUUCCAGAAGGUAGACUGUACCUUGACUGUGUCCAGCAUUCAAAGAAGUGGAAAUGUAAGAAGGACACUAGACAUCCCUUCCAGUGCCUGGUGUUAAGGUCAGUUUGAUAAUUCUCUGUCCUGAUGGUUUUCCUUUUAAGAUUUGUAUUACAUUGCAGUAUAGGUGGAGGAAUAUUUCAGAACAAAUUGUGGCACACCACCUGUAUCCCAUGUUUUUAAUGUAAUAAAGUCUCUGUCUUAAAGAAGGACCAGGUGACUUAUAAAGCCUCCUUAUACAGGGCUGUUGGCAGCUGGCAAAGACAUCUGCUGAAAAAGAACCUUUCUCCCGAAAGUGUGUCUGAACCAAAUAAAACCCAAACGCCAGCUGUAUGCUACACAGUGCACCCCAUUAAAAUUUAACUGUGAAGAGAUUUAAACUGCUGCAAAUAAUAUUUAAUAUUAACCCGAGCGAUAAAAAAAUCUGCAGUUAUGGGUUAUAUAAUAUUUGCCCUUAAAGAGCAGUGCCCUGAUUAUGUAUUGUAUAGCUAUGCUACUUUGUCACUAUAUAUGAUGCCAAACUUGCACAUUGCCAGUUUUUACCUCUUGAAUGUUUUUAGCUUUCUGACAUGCUACAUUGCAUGCCAAAUUCCAUAUAAUGUGUACCCUACUGUAGAAGAGGAGUGGGUGUCUCUUGGACAGUUUUGCACCAAACCUAUAGCAGUUGCUCUUCAUGUCAACUGGUUUUACCACCAUCAAAAGUGUGUGCCCCCACAGGUUUCAAAGCAUCAGGGGGGAAAUACAAAGAUGAAGUGUUUGUAUAGCUUUCAUUUGUGUUGUGUCAAGAUUUUAAGUAUUUUUUAUGAAUAUUUUUUAAAUUUGUUAGAACUUACCUAAAUGGGCAAUACUUCAUUCAGAAAUCUAAAAUAUCUGGUACUUGUGUUAUUCAGAUAUUUCUGCAUAAACAUGUUUCUUUCUUUCUUAUCUAUUACUAUUCUUUUGCACUGUAUUAAACCCAUUGGCAUAAUUUAAAAGAUAAUUAAAACAUGGGAUGUUGUGUUGGAUAUAAGAUUAAAAGUUUCCUUUGGUGUACUAAUUUUAGGUUUUUACCUUUUAAAAUGUUUUUUUUUUAUCAAAUGUUUUACUAUUCCUUAGCCUUUUCAGAUGUCUUGUACAUCUCUGUGAAUUGUAACUGUUUUACUUCUGUGUAACUAAGUAAAGAUAUUUUUCAAACUAU
Lepisosteus oculatus (spotted gar) is the source of this 4276-nucleotide messenger RNA. RefSeq names its product putative pyruvate dehydrogenase phosphatase isoenzyme 2 (gene pdp2). The record is from RefSeq and is a predicted model, not a curated record. Gene Ontology annotation, biological process: protein dephosphorylation. Gene Ontology annotation, cellular component: mitochondrion. Gene Ontology annotation, molecular function: [pyruvate dehydrogenase (acetyl-transferring)]-phosphatase activity; cation binding. Lineage: Eukaryota; Metazoa; Chordata; Actinopteri; Semionotiformes; Lepisosteidae.